AGUCAUUCAGCCAAUGUCCGUGCGUUAGGUUCACUUUAUUGUGGGGAUCGGGGUACUUUGGGUCUCCCAACGAGUUCUUCGCAAAACCACCAGUGGCUUAGUCCAGAAUUUAAAAUAAAUAAAUAGAAUUAUAUAAACGCAAAACCAAUACGUGAGCACCACCUAUAUGUAUACCCUCCUGCUGACCGUGUAUUUGUAUAUCUGUGGAAUUCCCAGUGCAUUCCGGUUUUACGAAUCCAACCAACCAACAACAACAGUGUCUAUAUAAACGUCGCUUUGUCACUCUGAAAUACCGACAUCGAAAAACCCCAAAAUACAUCAAUAAAGAGUAAAAAACCUCUCAAUAAUUGAUGCACACCCACAUGCUUACGCAAAAGUGUGAUUCAAUUCGUGUGCACAAUCUAUAAUAACAAAAUAUUAAAGCCUUUGCUCUCAAAAGUCUGAUAACCGAGGCUCAAACGAACUCUUUUCUCCAGCCACAAAAUGCUCAAAAUACCAGAUCGCCUGAUGGUUUGGAUCCCUUUGCUUUUGGGGGCCACCUUCCUGUGCUCGGCGCAGUCUCAAAAUGGCCAAGCUCCUCUUCAGCUCUCCGUGGGAAAUCCACUGACCGCCUUCACAGCUCCCGAGGCUUUUCAGAAGGGAGUCAGCCACAUCCAGGCUGUGCGGAGCAACUUUGACGAAGAUGUCCUGGUCAGCAUCUCGCAGGGAGUCCAGGACUUUGCCCUCGAUCUCCUGCAGCGCAUAUCCAUCGAAGUGGAGAAGGCCAACAGGGACUUCAUGAUAUCGCCCUUCUCCGUGUGGUCACUCCUGGUGCUUCUCUACGAAGGAUCCGAAGGAGAGACCUACAACCAGUUGCGUCAAGUACUGCGUAUCAAUGUUGAGGACGAAAAGCUGCGCGGAGCGUACAAGGUGUGGAGCUCCUUCCUCAAUACGACCACUCCCACCAUCGAAGUGGCCACCCUGCAGGCCAUUUACACCGGCAAGGAUUAUCCCAUCAAGAACGACUACCGGAAUGCCAUCCAGAACUACAAUGUGCAGCCCGUGGAAGUGGACUUCUAUAGCCCCGAAUCGGUGAUACAGAUCAACGAAGCCACGAAUCGCACCACCCGAGGUCUCAUUCCAUAUACCAUUCUGCCACAGGAUAUAUAUGGAGCCAAGAUGUUUCUGCUCUCUUCACUCUACUUCAAGGGGCAGUGGAAGUUUCCAUUUAACAAGACUCUGACUAGAGAUGAGCCCUUUUACAGCGAGAGCGGCGAGGUUAUCGGCAAGAUACCCAUGAUGGUGCAGGAAGCGAACUUCGCUUACGUCUCCAACAUAGAGGGUCUGGAUGGCUAUGUCCUGGAGCUUCCCUAUGGAACCCAGAACAGACUAGCAAUGCUCGUGGUUCUGCCCAAACGCGGGUUCAAGUUAAAUGAUGUGGCCAACAAUCUGAAGACCCUGGGAUUGCGGCCUAUCCUUCAGCGGCUGGCGGCUUUCAGGGAGAGAGCCUCCGAGGACAACGAAGUAGAGGUCAUGAUGCCUAAGUUCAUGACUACCACAGACUUUACACUCAAGGGAAUCCUUAUAAAGAUGGGCAUUCGAGAUCUAUUCGACGAGAAUGCCGCUAACCUAACCCGGAUGUCGUCCGGAUUGUUUGCCAAGCUAGUCGUCCACUCCACCAAGAUCAUCGUGGACGAGCAGGGAACCACGGCAGGUGCUGUCACGGAGGCUUCGCUGAUCAACAAGGCCACGCCACCCAAGUUCCUGCUGAACAAACCCUUCCAGUACAUGAUCGUCGAGAAGGCAACCGGUCUGUUGCUCUUCGCCGGCCAAGUUCGGAACCCCAAGGCGGCUUAGAGAUCUGAGCCUGACUUUAUUCGCAUACCACAAUAAAUACCUUACUUUAAGCCAAA
This is a messenger RNA of Drosophila suzukii, 1892 nucleotides long. RefSeq names its product serine protease inhibitor 77Ba. Lineage: Eukaryota; Metazoa; Arthropoda; Insecta; Diptera; Drosophilidae. The record is from RefSeq and is a predicted model, not a curated record. Gene Ontology annotation, molecular function: serine-type endopeptidase inhibitor activity.